Molecule: messenger RNA, 3621 nt
Organism: Aphidius gifuensis
Lineage: Eukaryota; Metazoa; Arthropoda; Insecta; Hymenoptera; Braconidae
Product: dentin sialophosphoprotein-like
Exons: 7
Biological process (GO): regulation of transcription by RNA polymerase II
Cellular component (GO): nucleus
Molecular function (GO): RNA polymerase II cis-regulatory region sequence-specific DNA binding; DNA-binding transcription factor activity, RNA polymerase II-specific
Source: RefSeq, a predicted model, not a curated record
AUGACGAAAAUAAGAUCACAGUCAAAUGAAAAAGCUAAGAAUAUAUUUAAAUCUCGUUUAUCAGUUUCACGUUUGCCACAUGAAGCCAUUAAAUCUGACACCUUGAUGAGUAUUGUAAAAAAUGAAUUAAAAAAUUUUAAUGAAUCAAAAGAAACAUUUGACAUAACAUUCAAUGAACAUUCAUCAACAAUACAAUUUCCAACAAAUAAAACAUUGGAUAAUUUAAAUUUAACAAUAAAUACAUCAGUAAUUUCAUUGUCAAAUAAAAUUAAUAAUAAAUCAAGAAGACAUUCAUUUCCAUUGAUGAAAAAAUCAACAAUUGAUAUAAAAAUUGAUCCAAUAACUCCAAGAACUAAAAAAAAAGUUAAAAGACUUAAAAGUGUUGGUAUUCCAAAACUUCAUCGUAGUUUUAUUGUACAAAAUUUAAAGAAAAUUGUUACUCCAAAAACACCAGAGACAUUUAAUCAUGUUACUUUACGUCGUAAUAAUCAUAAUAAAAAUAUUGCAAUACCAAAAACACCACAAAAAAAUGAUACAACAAUUCCAGUUAAAUCACCAGUUAACAUGUCAACUAAUGACAGUCCACCAAAUUCACCAGUUAAUUCGUCAAAGGAUUUAUCAGCUAGUACUACUUUAUCUAAAUCUCCAAUUGAAUUGUUUAAAAAUUCAUCAGUUAAUGAGAGACCAGCUGAAUUAGAAGUUGAUUUAUCUGAUGAUUUAUCUGAUUAUUUAUCAACAUAUAGUAGUCCAGUAAAGUCACCAGUUGAUUUGUCUGAUGAUUCAUCAGUUCAUAGUAGUCCAGCUAAAUCAAAAGUUAAUUCAUCAUAUGAUUCAUCAUCAACUAAUUACAGUCCAGCGAAAAAAUCAGUUGAAUUGUCUGGUGAUUCAUUGAAUAAUAAAAGUCCAGCUAAAUCAAAAGUUAAUUCAUCAUAUGAUUCAUCAUCAACUAAUUACAGUCCAGCAAAAAAAUCAGUUGAAUUGUCUGGUAAUUCAUUGAAUAAUAAAAGUCCAGGUAAAUUAGUAGUUGAUUUUUCUAAUGAUUCAUCAACUAAUGAUGGUCCAGCAAAACCAGCAGUUAAUUCGUCUGAUAAUUUAUCAGAAAAUAAGAGUCCAGCUAAAUCUCCAAUUAAAUCUCCAACAAAGCCAGCAGUUAAUUCAUCAAAUGAUUUAUCAAAAAAUAUCAGUCCAGCAAAACCAACAGUUAAUAUGUCUAAUUAUUCAUCAAAAAAUAGUAGUCCAUCAAAGCCAGAAGUUGAUUUGUCUAAUAAUUCAUCAAAAAAUAGUACUCCAGCUAAAUUAGUAGUUGAUUCGUCAAAUGAUUCAUCAACUAAAGACAGUCCAGCAAAGCCAGAAGUUGAUUUGUCUAAUAAUUCAUCAAAAAAUAGUACUCCAGUUAAAUUAGUAGAUAAUUCGACAAAUGAUUCAUCAACUAAUAGCACUCCAGCAAAGUUAGUAACUGAUACAUCUAAAAAUUCAUCAAAAAAUGUCAGUCCAGUUAAAGCUCCAGUUGAUUCAUUCAACAACUCAUCAAUUAAUGGUAGUCCAGUAAAAACAGCUGCUGAUUCAUCAAAUAAUUCAACGAAUAAUGUCAGUCCAGCUAAAUCUGAUACUGGCUCGUCUAAAUAUUCAUCAAGUAGUAACAGUCCAGCAAAAUUAACAAUUGAUUCAUCAAAAAAUAUGAGUCCAGCUAAACCAGCAGUUAAUCUAGCCAAGAAUUCAUCAACUGAAAUUGAUCCAGCUCAGGCCCUAGUUGAUUCUUCAACUCGUGUUAGUCCAGCUAAACCAUCAGGUCAGGCAUUCUUGGAUGCAUUGGUUAAUAGUACUCCAGCUAAAUUGCCGAUUAAUUUAUCCGAGGAUUCAUCAAAGAAUAUUAAUUCAGCUAAAAAAAAUGAACCAAAUCCAAUGAAAAAUAUUCAUAAAUCAAUAUUAAAUUCAAAUGAUGAUGACAAAUUAUUAUUAACACCUAAAAAUGCUUGUAAUAGAUCAUUCAAUUCAGAUACAGAGUAUGAAAAUAUGUGUGAAACAAUAAAUGAAAGUAAUCAUCAACCAACAAGUUUUACAUUUGAAGCUGUUGAAACAUUAGUUGAUACAUUUCAAGAAAAUGAAAAACUUGAAAUUGAUGAUAAAGUAUUAGCUGGAAUGACAUCAAAUAAUAAAUUAAAAGUUAAAAAUAAUUCUGAUUAUCCCGAAGAUCCAUUAUCAACUGAGCCAAUUUCUAAAAAACCAAAAAUGUCAUCAACACUUUUAGCAGAAAAUAUUUAUUCAGAUGAUGAUAGCUUGACUGAAUUUGAAAUUGAAAGUCCACCAAAAGUUUAUAAUAAAAAAACUAAAAAAUUAGAAAAAAAAAAAACAAGAUCAUCAAUUAUAAAAGAAGCAAAUGAAUUUGAUGAUUUAGAUGAUGAUUCAAAUGAUGAUUUUAAUGAUGAAAAAAAAGAAAAAUUACCAAUUUCAAAUGAAAUGAUUGAAAGGCUACGAUAUAUUAAAGUUGAAUUGGAACAUGAAGUACCAAAACAACAUAAAAUUGGUACAAGUUGUUCAUUGCCAUUAACGAAAAAAGAAAAAUUACUAUUUAAAAAAUAUGAAGUAUUAAAAUCUGGUGCAUUUACUAGAAAAGAAGAUAAUAUUAUUAAAAAAAAUUGGAAAAGAUUUUGUGAUAUUAAUUUUUUAAUAAUUGAUAAUGAAAGAUUUUUCAGUAAACGUUAUAAUGGUAAUAUAUUUAUAAAAGACGAUAAAGAAAGAAAAAAAUUUGUACAAUUUUUAGCUAAUGGAUUACCACAAAGACCAUUAUUUAGUGUUUUUAAAAGAUUUGAAAGACUUUAUGAAUUUAGAAGACGACUAGAAAUUAAAUCUAGAAGAUAUACUAAAGAUGAAGAUAAAACAAUAAUAAAAUAUUUUCAACAAAAAAAACCAGCAAUGAGUAAAAGUAUUAUUCUACCAGAAAUUUUAAAUCGACCAUAUGAUUCAAUACACAGAAGAUAUUUUUAUCUGAAAAGAACACGACAGCUUGAGAAGAAACAUGACGAAAGUAUGCGAAGUAUAAAAUGGACUCUUUCUUUGAUUAAAAGUUUCAUAAAAAACUUGUUAGAUUUAACACUAAGCACUGACAUUAUAGAGCUAAAAGAUGCAGUAAUACCAUAUGUUGUUUGGGAAAAAAUGGAAGAAAAAAUGAAAAUAAAUGUAAAAACAUUACGUUAUUUUUGGCUGCAUCAACUUCACAUGCAGCUAUUUUGUCCAAAUAAAAUAUAUUUAAAUGACGUUAAAAUAAUGUUAACGAAAUAUUUAUAUAAAAAGAAAAUAACAAAUCCAACAAAAAUUAAUUGGCCACAUAUUGUUAAAUAUUUUGAUGGUUAUACUAAAGAUUUUCUAUCUGAAACAUUACAUCGUAUGAAACUUAAAGAUAAAGAACAAACUAAGUUAACAUAUGCUGAUAGAAGAUUAAGUUUUGGUAAAUUUAUAAAUGAUCUUUAUCAAAUUCAAAUUGACAAAUUUAAAUACGACAUAAAAGAUCGUUAUUUGCCAAGAUUAGCUUAUGAAAAUGGAACAGUUAAAAUUAUUGAUGAUUGUUUGGAUAUAAUACCAAAAUUAGAACAAGAUGACGAUGACAAUGAUGAUGAUGACGAA